Molecule: messenger RNA, 1509 nt
Organism: Naegleria gruberi
Lineage: Eukaryota; Heterolobosea; Eutetramitea; Acrasida; Naegleriidae
Exons: 3
Coding region: 1-1509 (502 amino acids)
Source: RefSeq, a predicted model, not a curated record
AUGCAACAUAAUGACAGCUUUUCUGACCUUCUUCCAGCAGGUACCAAAUACAACCUGUCAACAAAAUUAAAUAGCGAUAUAUUGCCAAUAAGAAAGGAGAAGAUUAGGAAGACACCCGAUGUAAAUGAAGAAAUUAAACCAAUUACCACUCUAACUAAUAGAUCCGAAUCAUCUUUUGGAAUUACAUUAAAAGUAGCCAACUAUCCUUCAAGAAAUAGUACUCCAACGAUCGGCAAUAGAAUACCAAGAUUUAAAGAUGCAUCCAAACGUCCCAACACUGCUCCUAUACAACAAUUAUCAACCAAUCUAAUGAAUAAGAGAGUGUCAUUCUCUGAAGCAGCAGAGGCAGAUAGGAAACAAAGUGGCUCCUCUCAGAAAACAUUAAAACCAAAAACACCGCCUCUGACUCCUGGGUUUGUUGAUUACAAAAGAUUUGUAAAACCCUAUGCCUAUUUGGACAAGACAGCCACUUCAUCUAAUGUUAGUGUCUCUCAAAAUCAAGCUAAUCCUUCAUGCUCAUCAUCUUCUGUACCAAUAAGUAGUGGCAAAAUGAAAGCAUUGUCAGUUGAGAUGGAGAUACACAUGUUGGAAAAUAUUGAGAGAUUGAAAGGAGUGGAAGAAAAUGAACACGUUCUUAGGAAUAGAUUCCUUCAGAUAUAUUCGGAGACUUUUGAGGAGAUUAUCAAGGUUUGUCCAUUUGGGAAAAUAUUGAGAAUGAUUAAAGAUUCCUAUGAGAAGGAUGUUCUGAUUGCGAAUAAUAUAGAUGAGAAGAAACACUACGAUGAAUUAGUGAUCUUAUACACGAAUGCUCAAAAUAAUUUGAACAAGUUAGAUAGAGAAUAUAAGCAAAUAGUAAAAGAAAACAAUCAACUGAAAAAUGAAUUGAAGAGACAGAAGAGCGAUAGUCAAAGAUAUAAGAGUGAAAUUGAGAGAUUGACUCAAUUACAAUCAGAAAUAACAUCGAGUGUAAAACCAGAACUAAGAAAUUUAUUAAAUAAGAAGGACAAGGCAUCUGUCCAGUCUAGAGCAUCAUUGAAUAAUGUAAUAGGCUCUAAACGAUCCAACACAUCUCCAAGGUCAUUUAGAAAUGAGAGCGCAAAAUCUAGGUUAUUUAAUCAUUCAGAAGAAAAAGAUGAGAAACCUGAAAAGAAAGAGGAAAAGUCGGAAGAUAUUGAGGAGGAUAUUUCUCCCUCUUCAAGGCAGAACAAUUUACAGAGAUCCAACAGUAGAAAAUCCAUUCAUUCUGAUGACGGAGAAGAGGAGGAAGAGCAAGAGGAUGUCAAUGAUGAAGAGGAUGAAACCAAGACAGAGUCGCUAAGAGAAAAACUGCUGCGGAAUGCAAGACAGCAACGAAUGCAGGACAAUGUAGCUCUAGAUUUGGACUAUACAGACCCAAACAUUGUGAAAAAGAUUAAUCAUGGUGUGCCUCCACCAGUUCUUUCUAUUAGGGCUAGUAACAUGAUGUUUAGGUGUGAUUCACAAGAUUCUUUAAGUUUAGAUGGAGAAUAA